Molecule: messenger RNA, 888 nt
Organism: Tupaia belangeri chinensis (Chinese tree shrew)
Lineage: Eukaryota; Metazoa; Chordata; Mammalia; Scandentia; Tupaiidae
Gene: PPP3R2
Product: protein phosphatase 3 regulatory subunit B, beta
Exons: 1
Coding region: 71-583 (170 amino acids)
Molecular function (GO): calcium ion binding
Source: RefSeq, a predicted model, not a curated record
CGAGCCGCGUCAGAGCCCCCCCAGCCCGCUGCUCCUGCGACCCUGUGAGCGACUUAGCCUGGCGUUCACGAUGGGAAAUGAGUCCAGCUACCCGGCAGAGAUGUGCUCCCACUUUGACAAUGAUGAAAUUAAAAGGCUGGCCAAGAGUUUUAAGAAGAUGGACUUGGACAAAUCUGGCUCUCUGAGCUCGGAGGAGUUCAUGUCCCUGCCUGGGCUGCAGCAAAACCCGUUGGUGCAGCGAGUGAUCGACAUCUUCGACGUCGACGGCAACGGUGAAGUGGACUUCAAGGAGUUCAUCAUGGGGACCUCCCAGUUCAGCGUCAAAGGCGACAAAAAUGAGAAGCUGAGGUUUGCUUUCAGGAUCUACGACAUGGAUAAAGACGGCUACAUUUCCAACGGGGAGCUCUUCCAGGUGCUGAAGAUGAUGGUGGGGGACAACCUGAAGGACUGGCAGUUACAGCAGCUGGUGGACAAAACCAUCAUCACCAUGGAUAGGGAUGGCGACGGGAAAAUAUCCUUCGAGGAAUUCAGUGCUGUGGUAGAAGAUCUGGAGAUUUACAAGAAGUUGGUAGUCAUUGUGUGAGCCUUUUUUUAGAAGAGCACGGCCCAAUGACUUUUGCUUUCUUCUCAUUCUCUUUCAAGAUCUGCUCAAGAUACCCAGCAACUGUCUCUCUGACUUCCCUGGAAGUCUUUCUCCCUGUGAAGCCACAUUUUUAAGACGAACUUCACCAUCAUUUCAGUGUUAUUCAGACUCCUGUCAAGGAUCCAGGGUGACACCCUGAGUGGGAGACAGCAAGAUGAAGGAGCAUGGGGGGAAAUAGAAAGUGAAAUGAUUCAGAAACCAAGCUAAAGAAUAAAGACAAACAUAAAAAUUUGAAAUUAAGACAA